GCAGGCGUGCGCGACUGAACAUGUCUCAGCGAUGGCUGAACAAAGAAAAGUCACUUCUUUCAAGAUAUGAAACUGCAUUCAUCGUGUUAUAUCUCCUCUCGUGACAUGGAUCCCGAACUCCCGAACAGCUUUACAGUUUAUCACGGAGCAGGACGUAUCGCAUGACUUCUCUCCGCGCCAUCCCUUGGCUUAUGUAUUUUCCGUGUGACAAAAGCCUUUCUGCAGUGUUCACCACUUCCUGGUCGUGAGUCUGCGAGAGGGUAAGAGGGGACACACCCUGACAGUGAGACACCGGACCUCUAGUCGGGUGGUUCUGUAGAGAAUCAGUGCUGGCACAAUGGCGGCCCGAGGUGUGUUGUGGUGGACGUUGUUGGCUUGUGGCUGUGCCGGAUUCUUCCGCCUCACAGUUCUUGCUCAAGACAAGGUGUCUCUUGGAUGUUUUGGGUCUGCUGGCUCGUGUCUGAAUCACAACCUGACAUGCCCAGACACGGCCAGGGUGGCGAUACAGGUGGCCCUCUACGGCCACAAGACGUGGGUGAACUGUACCACCGGUGUAAUCAGCUGCAGCGACACCUGCUGCUCCUACCUCCGCAACAGCGACUGCUUCCACACCUUCAUCGCUGGCGACAUCAGCGACAUCUACCGGAACUGCUCCUCCCACUUCUGUGACUUCCGCACACCGCGGCUCAAUCAACCGUGCUCCGGGUCUCAGGCGAUCUCCAGCUACUCAGUGGUGGAGUAUGAAUGCGUCGAAGAGUCGUCCAUCAUCCCGAUGUGUGGCGCUGCGAAUUACACCGUAGGCCAGUCUGUCUCCAUCCUGUACGACCCGACCCAGCAGUACAUGGUCCCGACUGACGUGUGUUACUGCACCAUGUAUCAACCCACCAGGAGCCCAGUCGUCAUUGAAGGCAUCGACAUCCGCCUGGCUGGACCGAACGGCGCCUGCGGAACCCUGGGUAUCUACAACAGCACUUCCACCUUCCCGCAGCGCAACUGCCGCUCUCCGUCAACAUGGCCGUCACUGAGUCUCGCGCAGACGUCAGAUCGCUACUUCUACUUGACGCUGACCAAUCUGGCAGAAUUUGUAUGGAUAAGAUUCAAAGCCACAAAUUCGUUGACAGUUGCUUGUAGCCUGAACGCCGUGCACACCACAACACCUGCCCCUACUACAACGACCUCAACGACAACUUCUACAACAACUACUACUGUUACGUACCCCACGGCCCCACCACCGACCACAAGGCCACCACCGACUCGUUCCUCUUCUUCAACACCUCAAACUACCACAGCAUCAACUACCACAUCCACAACCACAUCAACUGCCACAAAAGGACCAACUGCAACGCCUACGCCUAUGCCUACGACAACGCUUGUAUCACCGAUGACAACAACUGCAGUGUUGCCUACAACCACCACCUCGUCAGCGUCAUCAACAAGUCCUGGGACAACGACUGCCAGCAACAGUGUGUCGACAGAGAGGCAGGCCACUUCAAUUGGGCCAGCUGACAACGUCGGCACCAUCAUCGGCGCAGUAGUCGGAGGAGUAGCCUUCCUGAUCGUCGUCAUUGUCGUCAUCACCUGGUGCCGGAAAAAACACAAAACAGCCAAGCAAUCCGAUCCCUCCGGACAUCUCGUGUCUCGUGACACGGAGAAUGGACGACAGUCUGCCGUAUAUGACAACAUCGUCACUUCCGGAGUCCCCAACUCCGAUCCUGUGUAUGAGACCAUAAAACCUCCAGAAAGUAAACCUGUAGGCCCACCUGAACCUGUAGGCCCAGCUCAAACUGUAGGCCCACCUCAAACUGUAGGCCCACCUCAAACUGUGGGCCCACCUCAACCUGUGGAGGCAUCACAGACAAAGGAAGCUGCUGAACUCUAUAGCAAGUUGACCACCAACAACAACACGAAAAGCAAUGAACACACUUACAUGACUAUUGUUCCUUCUGAAGCAGUGAAGGAGAACAACAUUAUAUCCAUACGGCUGUGAUCCCGGGACACACACAAACUGUACGAUACCAACAUAUAAUGCAUAGCUACAAGUACACCAGCUUAAUGUCCAACAUAUUCAAAUGACUUUUCGUGACAUUUAUGACCGAAUGAUCCAUUAUACGGACAUUCGAUGAAAUCUACAGAUCAUGUUGUAGAUGGUAUUUAUAUUGCUGUGGGGGAGGCUGGUGACAUCAAAUGCUGACCAGCUCACCGCUGUGCCUGAUGCUGCACAUACACUGGGUAGACAUAUGACGCAUCAGUCAUGGGUAAGAGUUAUCGAUGGUACACUAUGGUGGUCUAAGACCGCGCAAUUCACAGUGCAGAGUUGUGCCCCUUUGUUGUGACAUGCUACACCUAACAUGGGUUCGGGUACACCUGUACGGAGAUGACAGAGAGAAGUUGCCAGUUGUGUUUGUGACAUGGCCGGCCAUCCCAGAUCACAGGUUCUGUAAUAUAAAGUGUUAUUUUGUGUCAUCGUCAUGGGCAUGACGAGCUGCCAGAUCAAUACGCUAAAUGACAAUACGCAUAUAUUUCACUCAGAUGAUUAAACAAUAUACACCACAAA
Haliotis rufescens (red abalone) is the source of this 2554-nucleotide messenger RNA. Its product is annotated as cell wall protein DAN4-like. NCBI's taxonomy places the organism in Eukaryota, Metazoa, Mollusca, Gastropoda, Lepetellida, Haliotidae. The transcript has 7 exons. The record is from RefSeq and is a predicted model, not a curated record. The coding region runs from base 338 to 1987 and encodes 549 amino acids.